CCUGCGCAAUGGGGAUUCCGGCGUCGACUCACGAAGUCCUUCGGAUGAGAGCUUCUGCGUGCCAGACGAGGCCAGGGCCUUGCCCUCCCAAGACACUGUUCUUCAAGAGAGAGACCAGAAGAGAAGGCAAAAAUGAAUGUUGAAGUAUUAAAAGUCAUAUCCCAGGACUUGGUGACAUUCAAGGAUGUAGCAAUAGAUUUUUCCCAGGAAGAAUGGCAAUGGAUGAACCCUGCUCAGAAGCGAUUAUACAGGAGUAUGAUGUUGGAGAACUAUCAGAGCCUGGUAUCACUUGGUCUUUGUGUUUCUAAGCCGUACGUAAUCUCCUUAUUGGAGCAAGGGAGAGAGCCUUGGGAGAUGACAAGUGAGAUGACAAGAAGCCCAUUCUCAGAUUGGGAAUCUAUAUAUGAGACACAGGAAUUGCCUCUGAAGCAGUUCAUUUAUGAUGAUGCAUGCAUGGAGGGAAUUACAAGCUAUGGACUUGAGUGUUCCACUUUUGAAGAAAAUUGGAAAUGGGAAGACCUUUUUGAGAAGCAGAUGGGAAGUCCAGAGAUGUUUAGCCAGCAAGAAACAAUCACUCAUAAAGAAACCCUCACUAAGGAAACAGAAUUCAAAUAUACUAAAUUUGGGAAAUGUAUCCAUCUGGAGAACAUGGAAGAGAGUAUUUAUAAUCACACAUCAGAUAAAAAAUGCUUCUCCAAAAAUUCUAUGGUAAUAAAACGCAAGAAAGUCUGUGCAGGAAAGAAGCUUUUUAAAUGUAAUGAAUGUGACAAAACCUUCACCCAUAGCUCAUCCCUUACUGUUCAUUAUAGAAUUCAUACUGGUGAAAAACCAUAUGAAUGUGAAGAAUGUGGGAAAGCCUUCAAGCAGAGGCAACACCUUGCUCAACAUCACAGAACACAUACUGGAGAGAAACUCUUUGAAUGCAAAGAAUGUAGGAAGGCCUUCAAACAGAGCGAACACCUUAUUCAACAUCAAAGAAUCCAUACUGGAGAAAAACCAUAUAAAUGUAAGGAAUGUAGAAAAGCUUUCAGACAGCCUGCACACCUUGCUCAGCAUCAGAGAAUUCAUACUGGAGAGAAACCUUAUGAAUGUAAAGAAUGCGGCAAAGCCUUCAGUGAUGGCUCAUCUUUUGCUCGACAUCAGAGAUGUCACACUGGCAAAAGACCCUAUGAAUGUAUUGAGUGCGGGAAGGCUUUUAGGUAUAACACAUCUUUUAUUCGUCACUGGAGGAGUUAUCAUACUGGAGAGAAGCCUUUUAAUUGCAUCGAUUGUGGGAAAGCCUUCAGUGUUCACAUAGGACUUAUUCUACAUAGGAGAAUUCAUACAGGAGAGAAACCUUACAAAUGUGAUGUGUGUGGAAAAACCUUCAGCUCUGGUUCAUCCCGUACUGUACAUCAGAGAAUUCACACAGGAGAGAAACCUUAUGAAUGUGAUACUUGUGGGAAAGACUUUAGUCAUCAUGCAUCACUCACUCAGCAUCAAAGAGUACAUUCUGGAGAGAAACCUUAUGAAUGCAAGGAAUGUGGGAAAGCCUUUAGGCAGAAUGUACACCUUGUUAGUCAUUUGAGAAUUCAUACUGGUGAAAAACCCUAUGAAUGUAAAGAAUGUGGAAAAGCUUUUAGAAUCAGUUCACAGCUGGCUACUCAUCAGAGAAUUCAUACUGGAGAGAAGCCUUAUGAAUGUAUUGAAUGUGGAAAUGCUUUCAAACAGAGAUCACACCUUGCCCAACAUCAGAAGACUCAUACAGGAGAGAAACCUUAUGAGUGUAAUGAAUGCGGGAAAGCCUUCAGCCAAACUUCCAAUCUUACUCAACAUCAAAGAAUUCAUACAGGAGAGAAACCCUAUAAAUGUACUGAAUGUGGAAAGGCUUUUAGUGAUAGCUCAUCCUGUGCUCAACAUCAAAGACUUCACACUGGCCAAAGGCCCUAUCAGUGUUUUGAAUGUGGGAAGGCAUUCAGAAGAAAGUUGUCCUUAAUAUAUCACCAAAGAGGUCAUACUGGAAAAGAACCUUAAGAAUGUAGUGCAUGUGGCCAAGCCUUUAGUUAUCAUCAAUUCCUUACUGUUGAUCAGAGAAAUCCCAUUGGUUAAAAAACAUAAAUGUAAGAAAUAAAGAAAAACCCUCAGCCAGAUUGAACACUUUACAUGGAAGAAUUCAUACUACACAGAGGUCUUUAAAAUGUUAAGAAUGUGCAAACGUCUUCAGACAAAAUGCAUACCUUCCUCAUCAGUGAGUUCCUUUCAGGCAUCCAGCUGUUCCUCACCUGCAACAUCACUGGAUCCUGUCGACAUACCUGCUAAAUAUUUUUGGAAUUCAUCCACUCUUUUGGUUCCCUAGUCUGAAACACAGUCAUUUCAUCUGGACUGUUUCAAUCAUCAUACAACCUUUUGUCUUCCCUGGGCCACACUGGAAGAAGAAAAAUUGUCUUGUGCCACACAUAUAAUACACUAACAUUAACAAUAUUUAAUGAGCUAAGAAAAAAAAAGUCUGUGUGUAAUUUUAGUGAUACACCAACACAGAUAACAAAGAAGUCAUUGAAUUCAAGAGUUUGGACACCGAUGAAUUCUAAAACUUUUGUAUCCUCUUUUAUCCCUUUUGCAUUAAUAUUAUAGCCACAGUGAUCUUUCAAAAAUGCAAAUUAAAUUAGUCUCUUAAAACUCUAGUUAAAAUAUUUGAUGCAUAAUAAAUUUCUUAGCAAAAUUAUCAACUAAUACUAAAUGCUUGGUAAAUGUUAGGUAAGUAUUCUUCAGAGUUGAUGUAAAUUAUUUUUAAGCAGUGUACUCUUGAAAGCAGUAGGGCAAUUGUAAAAAUGUUGGAACCAAAACAGUAUCUUUUUUUUAAAACUAAAAAAAAGUUUUUAGAUAGGGUCUUCCUGUGUUACCCAGGCUGGUCUCAAACUCUUGUGCUCAAGUGAUCCUCCCACCUCAUUCCCAAGUAGCUGGGAUUACAGGCAACCAGCCUGACUUAAAAUAGUAUCCUAAGGUAGACAGUGAUGAGCACAUGUAGUGUGCUUAACAUUUAGUAUUAUAAUAAAACAUCACAGUGACACUCUCAUGAUUAAGGCUGUGUUCCAUUGUUGGUGAGGAAACUAAUUAUGACCUGAUACAUAGAACAUGUUUUAAGAAGUGGCUAUAUAGCUCUGGAUAAAAUGAACAAAAGAAUUAGAAUUUCUGGGGAGAAUAUAUGCAAGACUAUAUUUAGUCAAGUUAAAAAAAGUCACUAAUGUUUAAAUGAAGAAAGAGAAAUUAAUAUAGUCCCAUUUCAACAUGUGGGUUCACAGAUUUAUUCUAGUGUUCCAAGGAUCCAUUAGUAAAGUUGUUC
Messenger RNA from Saimiri boliviensis boliviensis (Bolivian squirrel monkey), 3319 nucleotides. It is a transcript of the gene ZNF471, whose product is annotated as zinc finger protein 471. Gene Ontology annotation, biological process: regulation of transcription by RNA polymerase II. Gene Ontology annotation, molecular function: RNA polymerase II cis-regulatory region sequence-specific DNA binding; DNA-binding transcription factor activity. Lineage: Eukaryota; Metazoa; Chordata; Mammalia; Primates; Cebidae. The record is from RefSeq and is a predicted model, not a curated record.